Molecule: messenger RNA, 1329 nt
Organism: Dendronephthya gigantea
Lineage: Eukaryota; Metazoa; Cnidaria; Anthozoa; Malacalcyonacea; Nephtheidae
Exons: 5
Coding region: 286-1206 (306 amino acids)
Source: RefSeq, a predicted model, not a curated record
AUUAAAAGUGCUCGUGUUCUUCCGAACGUUUGACAAAAAGUUACCAAGCAGCCUUGUACAUGUAGAUCAAUUUAGCUUAAUGUAUUUUGUUUACAGUGUAUCCAUGAAUACGUAUUACCAGUCAUGGGCGUUGUCUCUAGAGUCUUCUUUGAACAUCAAUUUAAACGAUACGCUAAAAUAUAACCAUUGGCGAUCAGCAUGGUAUGCGUUCUUGCAACUUCUGGACAUUGAUUUCACAGAUGGUUUUGAAUGCCCAACGUGCAAAAGUGAUCCCGAAAUUAUCAUAUGUAUACAAGCUUGGCAUAUAGAAAGAACUUAUGUUCAACUCUACACAUCCCAUCCACUACUACAACGGCACAAUCCGGUCAUGGAAGCAGGCACAGUAACAGAGUUUUUGUGAAAUCGAAGGAUACAAGAAAAUCACUGAAGAGAGUUUGUACAGAUGUAUCCGCAAUUGAUAUAAAUGAGCUAAAUACACUUCAAUCCGAAUUACACCAAAGUAUACCGUCCCUGGCAAAUUUUCUGGACUGGUGCCUUGCGAUUUAUGGUAAUGAAGCCGCUUUUCCGAUUGGUAUUUCAAAGUUCAUAAAGGACAUUUCCUGUAAUACCCCUAUUUGUGCUAUUCUCCCUCUUGAUGAAGAAUUACGACGUGUUUGUGACAAAAUUAAAAGAAGUGUGCCUGUUAAAGAAUUUCCGAGUGAUAUGGAAUUGUUGCAAAGAAAGUGUCCUGCUUUAUUUGGCAUUUUCUCAUCUUUAAGUGAUUCAUUUGCACCUGCAGAAUUCAUACCUUUGUUGACCGACCUGCUCAAUAUUGCUGACAAUGCUUUCAAAGAUUGUGAAGCACCGCAGGAUGAUUCUGUUGUAAAUCCUUCCUCGCUGUUAGCAAACUUCCUUUCCCUAAAACCUGUUCGUGGCAGAGGGACAUACGCUGCAGACAAAGGAAAGCAAACGUUUGAGAAUCCAUGCACGAAAAAGUCUGGAAGACAUCCCACUCUUCUUCCUGGUAUAUUCCUUAUUUUUUGUCAGCAUGGUAUAAACUAUGGAUACUCCGUAAUGACUACUAACGAAUCCCCAGAUAUGCCAUUUACAAUCUUGCGAUCUCGAUUUACACGAGCUCCUAGAGUCGUUGUAUACGAUAAUGCUUGUAAUUUGCAUUCCUACUGUCUGAAUCGUGAUCCAACCUUUUUUAAAGACAUGCAAUUUUAGUAGAUCGCCUUCACUGGGCAGAUCACACAGGUUGUUCCAGCGCCUACCAUAUCUCUUGCUAUCCUGACUAUGAAUAUCUCAACAGUCAGAUUGCCGAACAAAGCAACUCUAGACUGAAAAAAA